AUGCCUGCCCCCGCACGCUCCGAGGGCGUCCCCAUGUUUACCUCCAACGAUUCUUCGAGUUCUGCGCGGGUUCGCAUAUAUGAUCGACUCAGAGGAGUCUUCCGUGGCGCCGACCCUCGAGUGUGCGUCGCUUUUUGGCUGUUUGGUCUAAUUAAUAAUGUCCUCUACGUUAUCCUCCUCUCCGCAGCACUCGACCUCGUCGGUCCGGAUGUCCCCAAAGGCAUCGUCCUCCUGGCGGAUAUAAUCCCCUCCUUCGGAACCAAGUUGAUCGCCCCGUAUUUCAUCCACGCGGUACCCUACUCGAUACGAGUCAUGAUCUUUGUAUUCUUGUCCGUCGUCGGGAUGCUGGUAGUCGCGCUGAGCCCGAGCUACACAGAUGGUGGAACUAUCUCGUCUAAGCUGGCUGGGAUCGUCCUGGCGAGUCUCUCCGCGGGCGGCGGCGAACUGAGCUUCGUCGGUCUUACACAUUUCUAUGGACCGUUCAGUCUGGCGGCAUGGGGUAGUGGAACUGGUGCUGCUGGUUUGGUUGGUGCCGGUGCUUAUGCCCUGGCGACGUCUACUUUGAACAUUCCUGUUCAGGCGACUCUUCUCGCAUCUGCUAUUCUGCCCGCGAUCAUGGCGCUGAGUUUCUUUGUAGUUCUGCCUCGAGAGGCCCUGCAGGCUCAGGGAACUGCUGCAGAUGGCUAUGUUGCGACAGGUCAGGGCGAGGAGCUAGAUGACGAUGAGGCAGAUGAUGAGGGCCAUGAGAUCGAGCCUGGUGAAGAGGAAGGACUCUUGGGGGUUUCUGUCCAUUCAGCUGACAAUUACAAGUCGGUUCAUAUCAACGAUUCGGCCUCUUGGUGGGCUCAGUUCUGGGCUAAUCUGCGACGGCUGAAGGGACUCUUCUUUCCCUUUAUGCUCCCGUUACUCCUUGUAUACAUCGCCGAGUACGUGAUCAACCAGGGUGUCAGCCCAACACUCCUGUUUCCUCUAUAUACCACGCCCUUUAAAAGCUUUCGCGCCUUCUAUCCGGCCUACAACGCCAUCUACCAGGCCGGAGUCUUCAUCUCCCGCUCCUCAACCCCAUUCUUCCGCGUCCACCACCUCUAUAUCCCCUCCUUCCUCCAAGUUCUGAACCUUGUCUUGUUGACUCUCCACGGAAUGUUCAACUUCAUUCCGAAUGUGUAUCUAGUCUUUGUGAUCAUCUUCUGGGAAGGUCUGCUGGGUGGCUUGGUAUAUGUGAACACAUUUGCGGAGAUCGCUGAUCGAGUUCCCAAGGAGGAUCGUGAGUUCUCGUUGGGUGCUACGACGGUGAGUGACUCGGCGGGAAUUUGUAUUGCUGGCUUCUUGAGUAUGCCGUGGGAGGUUUUGCUGUGUCGUUGGCAGUUGAGUCAUGGGAGGGAGUAUUGCCGGCAGGCUUAA
Messenger RNA from Penicillium subrubescens, 1401 nucleotides. RefSeq names its product battenin family protein. Lineage: Eukaryota; Fungi; Ascomycota; Eurotiomycetes; Eurotiales; Aspergillaceae. The record is from RefSeq and is a predicted model, not a curated record. Gene Ontology annotation, cellular component: vacuole; membrane. Gene Ontology annotation, biological process: regulation of intracellular pH. Bases 1 to 1401 code for a protein of 466 amino acids. The transcript is spliced from 3 exons.